UGACAUUUUAUUAAUAUUUUGGCCCUUCAUUUAUUCAACUUAGAAUGAACAAUGUCUUAAAACCUAAUCUUUUGUGUGUGGUUACUGCGCAUAUGGUUUAUUUUUAGCGCUUGUGCUUGUCCUAAAAUGUUCAAAAAUCGCCAGAAAUUUAGGGGUGGGUUGCGUGCAAUUUCAUUCAGGCAUCAAUGGGUUAAAUAGUUAUGCAUGUACAUGUAACUGAGCUAAAGACAAUUUUAGCAUACGUGUACUUUGCUCUGAGGUACAACUGGAGAUGUUCUGAUGGUAGUGCUCUGUUCCAUAGCUCGUCGCAUUUGGAAAGACUACUUUCCUGCAGUUAAUGGAAUAGUUUUCAUCAUCGACUGUGCUGAUGGAGAGAGACUUCCUGAAUCCAAAGUCGAACUAGAGAGUUUGUUGGCAGACGAACAGUUAGCAAGUUGCCCGGUGCUGCUUCUCGGUAACAAAAUCGAUAUCCCAGGGGCAGCCAGCGAGGACUACAUUAGACAAUACUUUGGCCUUUAUGGUCUUACAACAGGAAAGGGAAAUGUCGCUUCAAAAGAUCUUCAAGCCCGACCAAUGGAAUUGUAUAUGUGCAGUGUGCUAAAACGGCAAGGAUAUGGGGAAGGGUUCCGGUGGCUGGCUCAGUAUAUAUAAACUACCGUCCUUUAUUUAUGGAACAGAAAAGUGUUAGUUCAUCCAAUGUCUUCAUCUAACAAAAAUGGAAAAACACAUGCAAAAGAUGUGAACCACAAAAAAUAACCUGAAUGAGAAAAUAAGGGUUUUGUUCCCUUGACUUAAAGGAUUUAUCACAAUAUGCAUUAUUUUCCUAUAUGAUUAUGGCUCUUACCAUUUCCAAGCUAAACUGAUUGCAUAUCUGAGUCUGUAUCAUUAGGUUUAUUGUGCUUACAUUUUUUUUAGCUUAGCUUAGUAAUGGCAUCAAAAGAGCUAUAAAUUUUAAGUACAUACAAUGAUUUACAAGUAGGAAGCAAAGAAACUGUAGGGCAGUUUCUCUGUUUUUCCUGUUUAAGAUUACCCAAAUGGACAGGUCUUGAGUUCAAAUACACUGAUAAUGCACUUGAUAGCAACCCAUAGUGCCUGAAUUAAUAAAUAAUUGUUUUCCACAAUCAAGGCACUAUUCUAUAAGGAAUUAUUUAUCAAAUUACAUUUUAGUAUAUGCAGUUUGCUGUAUUGAUUUUUGCUGAGUUUUGGUAACACUAUCCUGUGAAGAACAGUAUCAGACCUCUGUUUUGUAAGUCACCCUGGUUCAACUGACUUAUCUCCAGUUUCCUGUUAUUAGAAGAAAGGUCCUUUAGUACAUCUUGCAAUUUUCUCGAAAGAGACAACUGGAGACAGGCCAGCUUGUGGUCUAUUCACAUGACAGGAGGUUUACCAUGACUACAAAAACGAAUAUUUUCACAAAAAUAGACCUACUUAAUGCAUUUAAAAUGUUGAAAUUUCAUCACCUAGGUAAAUGUUGCCCUGUUUUGUUAGGCUAGUACAGGUAGAGUUUUGGAAUGACUCUUUUAAGUUUUUUUUUGUCGUAUUCCAUAGGAAGUAAUUAAUGAAUUCACUUAUAAUAGUUUAGAAUAAUUUAACUUCAGCUCAAAACUUUUCCAGUUCCACAGCUGGUAUAAAUCAAAAACUCUUUGUUGUGCCCUAUUGGUCGCAAUUGCAGCUACUUGCCAUCUCUCAACAUCUCCUGAAGUCAUAUUAUUUUGAAAGGGUCACCACUAUAAGACAGGAAAAAGUCAUGUGGCUGCAAGUAAUGCAGUUAGGACACUUGAAACGUGAACACUUGACAUUGCUAAAUGCUUUUGUCAAUAAUUACGGAAAGUCCAGUUGCUAUGGUCUUUGAAAAAGAAAAGGAAAAAUAAAAUGUCAAGUGUUAACGCUUUGAGUGUCUUCACUGUGAUGAAAAUGGCCAUUGAUAGGGUUUGCUGGGUUUAAUGGAAGUUUGCUGUGUUUUGUGUGGAGAAGACUCCUUGACAGUCAUUAUUUGGUUCAACAUUUUUAUUGAAGAGGACAAUCACAUGAUGAUCCAAAUAACAACAGGAAAGGAGAGAUUUUUGUACAAGUGCAAAUUUAAUUUAGUAAGUUGCACUGUACAUGUGGAACUGGAAAAGUGAAGAAUAAUCGAACUCUGCUAUUUUGUGGCCUUUUGGAUCAAGAUUUACAGGAAGAUGAGAGGACUGAUGUCAGACCAAACCUACUGGUUUGGAUUUGUCCUCUUGUAAAAUUUCAUGUACAUUGACAUUAAUGUGAAAUAAUUAUUUUAUAUGUACAGUAUUAAAGAACUGAAACUAAAAGUUGCGAAUAGA
Molecule: messenger RNA, 2315 nt
Organism: Orbicella faveolata
Lineage: Eukaryota; Metazoa; Cnidaria; Anthozoa; Scleractinia; Merulinidae
Product: small COPII coat GTPase SAR1B-like
Biological process (GO): intracellular protein transport
Molecular function (GO): GTP binding; GTPase activity
Source: RefSeq, a predicted model, not a curated record